Messenger RNA from Hippoglossus stenolepis (Pacific halibut), 1073 nucleotides. RefSeq names its product cyclin-dependent kinase inhibitor 3 (gene cdkn3). Gene Ontology annotation, cellular component: nucleus. The record is from RefSeq and is a predicted model, not a curated record. The coding region runs from base 297 to 926 and encodes 209 amino acids. Lineage: Eukaryota; Metazoa; Chordata; Actinopteri; Pleuronectiformes; Pleuronectidae. The transcript has 8 exons. Gene Ontology annotation, biological process: protein dephosphorylation. Gene Ontology annotation, molecular function: protein tyrosine phosphatase activity.
AACCCGGAGAACUACAAGGAUUUAUCAGAAUACUCGAGUUUAAAUAGUACUAAUACUUCUGUGCGUGGUUUUUAUCUUCAAGUUUAAAUCAAGAUAAAACCACAUUAGUCUCUGUUCCGACCUCGUUCACUCGGAUUAGCCGCAGAGCUAACGAGAGCUAACAACAGCUCAGCACUGAAGCUAAUGUUUAACACUGUGUGGGUUUGUUUUGUGGCUUCAGUGGAUCUGACUAACUCCUGGAAAGAGUAGAAACUGUCGCUUGUUUCAUUCAGUUCACACUGUUUUGGUCUGAAGUCAUGAGGACGAGUGAGUUUGACUCGUCGUCAGAAGACGAGGAGAUCGGCGAGGAGCAGCUGACGCCCUUUCACGUCACCUGGUUACCUCUGUCCAUGGUGGAGUGCUCUCAGUUUCUGGGGAUAUGUGCACUACCAGGUUGCAAAUACAAAGAGAUUCGCAGGAGUCUGCAAAGAGACGUCGAGGAGCUCAAGAACCAGGGCGUCCAGGACGUGUUUGUUUUCUGCACCAGAGGGGAACUCAACAAGUACCGGGUUCCCUCCCUGCUGGACGUCUACCGGCAGCGAGGCCUCACCAUCCACCACACGCCGUUCCUCGACGGAGAUGCUCCUGAGCUGCAGCAGUGCUGCCAGAUCCUCGAGGAGCUGCAGGUCGGCAUCGAGAACAACAGGAGGACGGUGAUCCACUGUUAUGGAGGCCUGGGACGAUCUGGAUUAAUCGCCGCCUGUCUGCUGCUGCAGCUCUCGUCGACGAUGACGGCAAACAAAGCCAUCGAGAUCCUCAGGGAGCACCGAGGAGGAGGAGCGAUACAAACUGUGAAGCAAUACAACUUCCUGCACGAGUUCCGUGAGAAGUACACGGCGUACCAGGAGAGCAGACAGGUUUCCACAGAGCGCUCCGUGUCUCGGUGAUCGCUGCUUCAACACGGGGAAAUAUUAUUGUUUGAUUGUGGGUGUUUAUAACUGCAUUCUCUAAUGACUGCACUUUAACAGAAUACUCUAAUAUAUUGAUUUUCUUCUCCUCAUUGUAAUGGAAUAAAGUCUUAAAUGAGGAAAUCA